GGCAGGUCGAUUUGAAGGCGCACGUGUAAAUGAAUUUCGCUCGUAAAUAACGUUAAUAUUUUGUUAAAAAUGGGCAAGAAGUCAGGUGAUGAAAUUCCCGGAUUUCCGUCUCUGGACCAGGAUAAUAAACGUGGCGAUGAUAUUCUGAAGACGAGACCAAAAUCAAAAAAGAGCGGUGGCUUUCAGUCCAUGGGACUGGGCUUCGAUUUGAUAAAAGGCAUUACAAAACGUGGCUACAAAGUGCCCACACCUAUUCAGAGGAAUACCAUACCAUUGAUAUUGGAGGGACGCGAUGUGGUGGCUAUGGCCAAGACAGGUUCCGGCAAGACGGCUUGUUUCUUGAUACCAAUGUUUGAGAAGCUGCAGAGACGUGAACCGACAAAGGGUGCGCGUGCGUUGAUACUGUCGCCCACGCGUGAGCUGGCAGUGCAAACAUAUAAGUUUAUAAAGGACCUGGGACGCUUUAUGGAACUGAAGACUAUAUUGGUGCUGGGUGGAGACUCAAUGGACUCACAGUUUUCGGCUAUACACACAUGUCCAGAUAUUAUAGUGGCCACACCAGGUCGUUUUCUGCAUUUGUGCGUGGAAAUGGAUCUGAAGCUGAACUCCAUAGAAUAUGUGGUAUUUGAUGAGGCGGAUCGUCUGUUUGAAAUGGGUUUUGGUGAACAGCUUAAUGAGACACUACAUCGUUUGCCCUCCUCACGCCAAAUGGUCAUGUUUUCGGCUACAUUGCCCAAGCUCUUGGUAGAAUUUGCACGCGCCGGCUUAAAUGAUCCCGUGCUUAUACGUCUGGAUGUGGAAUCCAAGCUGCCUGAUGCUUUGGCAUUAAAGUUUCUAUACUGUCGCCCAGAUGAACGCUACACAUCUUUGGUAGUUCUGCUGAAAUAUGUUAUACCCAAGGAUGCACAGACUGUGGUUUUUGCGGGCACACAGCAUCAUGUGGAGCUCAUAUCAUUUAUCUUAACUGAAGCUGGCAUCUCCAAUACAUCGGUCUACUCCAGUUUGGAUCCUUCAGCGCGUAAAAUCAACACAGCCAAGUUUGCCUGCAAGAAAGUUUCCGCUUUAAUAGUCACAGAUGUAGCAGCUCGUGGUAUAGACAUACCCAGUCUGGAUUAUGUGGUUAAUCUACAUUUUCCAGGCAUGCCCAAGCUGUUUGUGCAUCGCGUGGGUCGCUGUGCUCGUGCCGGACGCACAGGCACAGCCUAUUCCAUAUUCUCUACAGACGACACCUCGCAUUUGCUGGAUCUGCAUUUGUUUCUCAAUCGUCCGUUUAAUAUAAAUGAUAAUACUGCAAUUGGUACUGUACCACAAGAUUUGAUGGAGGAGGAACACUUGAGUAUCACAGAUAUAAAGAAAAGUCAUCAUAUUGCGGGCGUUUUGCGCACCAGCGAGAAUGCUUAUAAGAAGUAUCUAAGCUCACGUCCUGUUGCUUCCACUGAUGCCAAUGCGCGUGCUAAGAAAAUUAAGUUCUUUGCGCUGAAAACGCUGGAGGAUUUCUUUCAUGCAGUGCCCGUGCUGGAACAGGCUGCCAAGAUAAGUGGACAACAGCUUAAUGCGAAAUCCGAAGCUGCUGUUGCUGAAGCAGAGCGUAAAUUGGAGGACGAGAAACAUGAUAUAUUGGUGAAAAUGCGCAAUUUCCGUCCUGGUGGAACCAUCUUUGAGCUGAAUACCACACAGAAAUCCGUGCCUUUUGUGGUGAUGAAGGAGAAGCGCUCACAGCAUGCUGAGGUUAUUGAAAAGUUUCGCAUGCAACGCGAAAAAGAGGAAAACACUGAAGCCCAAAAGGAAGUGGAAUCUAAGCAGACCAAGAAUAUUACCAACGCUGAUGAUGAUGCCAUUAGCAGUGCCUUUGCUAAAGUUGUAGCGCCCAAGAAGCGUCAAAAUAUGGACUCGCUAUAUGCAGACAAAAAGAAAAAGAAACGCAAGGUGCAAACAAAGGAUGAGGAGAACUAUGUGCCGUAUCAGUCAGCAGAUAAGGCUACAGAGGAUGGCUUGGCUAUCAAUAACUUUGAGCGUCAAGCACGAAAUGCGGAGUUCUCUGUAACAGAUCGCAACAACCAAGAGGUUAAGCACAAGCCAGGCAUGAAGAAAUGGGAUCGCAUAAAGAAGAAAAUGGUGGCUGUGCAGGAUCCGCGUGCCAAUAAAAUACGCACAGAGUCGGGCGCUUGGAUACCCGCCAGCUUUAAGACUGGACGCUACAACACAUGGAAGGAGAAGUCCAAGAUUGAGGAUCAGCUGCAGCGCGAGAACGCCGACAGCGAUGAUGACAAUUUCAAGCCGCUGUCGCAUGCGCAACGUUAUCCUGUGGGUCGCCAUGCACGGUAUAAUGCCAAGCUGGAGCUUAAGAAGCGCAUUAGCGGCAACGACAAGGAAAUGCGCAAACCAGAACAAAUUGUCAAGUCGCGCAUGCGUCUGGAGAAUAUCAAGAAGCGACAGGAGGAUAAUAUUACUAAAAAGGCAGAGAAUCGUAAGCGUAGCACACGCAAGAGCCAAAGACCAGCACCACAAAAGAGAGGAGCAGCUGGUGGUGGUAGAGGAGGAGGAGGCGGUGGUAGAGGCGGCAUGAGAAAGCGCAAAUAGUUGACAUAAAGGUAAUGGUUACUUUUAUUAAACUUAACUAAAUGCUGUAUAUGA
Messenger RNA from Drosophila busckii, 2634 nucleotides. Its product is annotated as ATP-dependent RNA helicase DDX54. The coding region runs from base 70 to 2580 and encodes 836 amino acids. The transcript is spliced from 6 exons. Gene Ontology annotation, molecular function: RNA binding; RNA helicase activity; ATP binding. Gene Ontology annotation, cellular component: nucleus. The record is from RefSeq and is a predicted model, not a curated record. NCBI's taxonomy places the organism in Eukaryota, Metazoa, Arthropoda, Insecta, Diptera, Drosophilidae.